Messenger RNA from Radiomyces spectabilis, 885 nucleotides. RefSeq lists its product as uncharacterized. The transcript has a single exon. Bases 8 to 772 code for a protein of 254 amino acids. The record is from RefSeq and is a predicted model, not a curated record. Lineage: Eukaryota; Fungi; Mucoromycota; Mucoromycetes; Mucorales; Radiomycetaceae.
AUUUGUUAUGCCUUUCAAGUCUCUGAUUACGAUCGUCGCUACAAGCUUGCUUGCUGGCCAAGCUCUUGCCGUUUCUGUUCACAACUGGUGGAAUGUGCCUAGCGACUUUGGUGAUAUUGCCGAGUUACGAUCUUCCAUCCGGGUUCCCCAAGGCUCGGAUCCUAUCAAGACCUAUUGGAUGGCCAAUGGUUUUGGCAACGGUUACAUGGGUAUGCAGCACAAUUCGGAUACCGAGCGCCGUAUUUUAUUCUCCAUCUGGGACGAUGGCCAUGGCUCCAAGGUCGAACCUAUCCGCCACGGUAAGAAUGUGCAUGUUGGCACAUUUGGCGGCGAAGGCACAGGCGGCCAGUCUUACCUCCACCACAACUGGAAAGCCGGUGACACUGUACACUUCCGUGUGCGAGCCAAUGUGAGCGAGGCCGAGAAUUAUGCCGAAUACACCGGUUACUGGGGUACGGAUGGCAAAAAGUGGCAUCUGAUUGCGUCUUUCCGAGCAGAAAAUCAGCCUUAUUGGCUUGAACAUCCUUACGGUUUCCUGGAAAACUAUGGUUCUGAUCAGUCCAAGACCCGCGAGGGCUACUAUGGCAACUUUGUCAUGAUCAACAGCAACGGCCGACGCUACACACCCAAAAAAUUCCAAUUCACCAAUACUGACCCCUCCACCGAAUACCGAGAAGUCUGGGACCAACGCUUGGUGAAACAGCACAAAGAAGUGUACAUGCGUAUCGAUGGUCCGGCCAACCAAGGCGCGUAUCCACCCAAACAUCAUUAAAUUACCCUUUCCCCCUUCUUCCUCUUUACUCUUCUCACGUAGAAUCAUUUUUCCCAUUUCACAUGUUACAUGCCUCAAACUCUGACUUAAAUAAAAAUGCUUUUCAACGCAAG